This is a messenger RNA of Trematomus bernacchii (emerald rockcod), 2691 nucleotides long. RefSeq names its product major facilitator superfamily domain containing 13A (gene slc68a1a). Bases 339 to 1871 code for a protein of 510 amino acids. The record is from RefSeq and is a predicted model, not a curated record. The transcript has 9 exons. Lineage: Eukaryota; Metazoa; Chordata; Actinopteri; Perciformes; Nototheniidae.
GUGAAAUUGGCACUGGGUGUCGCUAAAGUCUUAUCUGUUUGUCUACCGGGAAACCCACGCUUACACAUCAUCCACUACGACCGUCGGACGUGAGUAGCCGACUGUAGAUGUCGUGACGCAGUCUGUCUGUCCGCCUCCACCGAGACACAGCUGCUCUGACGAGCGGAAGAGCCUGUGCCAACAAGUCCGCUUCCCACCGAGAAACAGACCCUUUAUUCGGUCUGGUUAACAGCCUUUUUGUCGGCGACCAUGAGGUGGUGACCCGGGGUCGGCCAGGCCCUGAGAUGUUUGCAGCGUGGCACAAAGAGAAAAGGCAGCAGAGUGAUUGAGAAAGAAGAAUGGGCCGGAGAGCAUGGGGCUGCUGGCAAAGCGGUGUCUCUACUGCAGUGCUCUACGGCUCUUUGGCCUUGUUCACCUCCAUCCUGCACAAUGUGUUCCUGCUUUACUACGUGGAGACUUUCGUGUCCAUCUACAAGAUCGAUAAAGUCUCCUUCUGGGUGGGAGAGACGGUGUUCCUCAUAUGGAACAGUCUGAAUGACCCUCUCUUCGGCUGGCUGAGUGAUCGUGCCUUCCUCAACUCUCCUCAGUCCGGCUCUCAGAUAUCAAAUCCAGAGGUGGUGCUGAAGCGCGUGAAGGCCCUCUCCACCAAUGGCCCGCUCUUCGCUCUGUCCUUCCUGGCCUUCUGGGUGGCGUGGGCCCGACCCGGCCUGCAGUUCCUGCUGUGCCUGUGUCUGUACGACGGCUUCCUCUCCAUGGUGGACCUCCACCACAGCGCCCUGCUGGCCGACCUCGCCGUGUCCAACAGCGACCGUACGCGCCUCAACUUCCACUGCUCCGUGUUCAGCGCCCUCGGCUCAUUCUCCGUUUUUCUGUCCUACUCCUUCUGGGACAAAGAGGAUUUCUACUCCUUCCGUCUCUUCUGCGUGGCUCUCGCAGCUUUUUCCAUUCUGGGAUUUUUCUUUGUGUCUCGAUUACUGCAGCAUCGUUUCCAAAAGGAAGUCCGUCUAAGACAGGACGAAGCCCUGGCACUUAAAGAGCUGAAUGUUGGCAACGCUCCACUUACCAACCCAGAAAAACCCGUCACCAUUGGACAGUACCUCAAGCAGCUCUCCAAGCACAAGAACUUCAUGUGGUUUGUUUCUAUGAACCUUGUUCAGGUGUUUCACUGCCACUUCAACAGCAACUUCUUUCCUCUUUUCUUGGAGCACCUCCUGUCUGACAAUAUUUCUGCCUCCACAGGUUCUAUCUUACUUGGCAUCUCUUACAUUGCCCCCCACCUGAACAACUUGUAUUUCCUGACACUGUGCCAGCGCUACGGUGUUUACCAGGUUAUCCGCUGGCUAUUUAUGCUCAAACUGGGACUUAGUGUGGCUAUGCUGCUGGCUGGGGCUGACCACAUUUAUCUGCUGUGCAUCUUCAUUGCUAGUAACCGGGUGUUUACAGAAGGAACAUGCAAGCUGCUGAAACUGGUUAUCUCCGAUCUGGUGGACGAGGACUUUGUGGUGAAUAAACGUCAGCAGGCCACCUCUGCUCUCCUCUUCGGGAUGGUCGCCCUUUUGACCAAACCUGGCCAGACGUUUGCCCCUCUCAUCGGCACCUGGCUGCUGUGUGUUUACACAGGUUAUGAUAUUUUUGAUCGGCACCCCGUGAAGGACUCUCUGGUCUCUGUGGCUGACGUUGCCUCCGGCUCAGGGACUCCGCCCGUGCGCCUGGGCUGCUUCUACAUGUUGGUGUUCGUGCCUAUCACCUGUGCCCUGCUCCAGCUGGCAGCCUGGUCUCGCUUCACCCUCCACGGCCGCAAGCUGCAGGGGAUCAAGACCCUGAGGCAAGGGAACCAACAAGGCAACCUUAUCGAUGUCAAGGCCAUAUGAACUGAAGAGAGCUGCGUGUAGCUGCACACAGACACUUUUAAAAUGGUCAGUUUUAUAAUCCCUCUGAGCAGCCCAGCCUUGUGUGAGAGAAUAUGAACCACUACACAAUAUGUGGAAUGUGAAGAAAAUGCACAAUAGACUGACAAAUCCCACUGGGAACAUGAAAUAAACCUGCCUUAUUUUUUACAUUACAAUAAUGACCUAUAUUUAUAUUUGAACAGAUGACCAAAACAUAAAGUAGAACCAAUCAAUCCUUUUGGAUGUCGAAGAACCAAGGUGACUACGUUUCGUGGUAUGCGCCAAAGAUAGGGUGCCCUCUCUCAAACUGUUUUUAAAUCAUUAUUUUGGACUAGGGUAAAAGUUGAAUUCCAUUACUGCUAGCUAAUUUGUCAGUAAUAUCAGCUUAAUUCAAAGCAGGAGGAGGGUGGGUUUACCACAGAGCUACAGUUCUGAUUUCUAAUGUUAUAACAAGAUGAAUAACAUGAAAUAAAGUUGCAUUAAUGUUUUUAAAGUGCUAUAGAAACUGCAUGGAAAUCACUUCAGAGCUGAUUUAUGUGUUACUGGUUCUUUACAUUUCCUCAGAAUAGCCUGCCAGAAUGACGUGGAGAACUGAAUUUUCGGAUACAUACAGUAUUGAUGAUUUUUUGCACAAAACUGCCAUUUGUCUGUUGUACUUCUAACAUUCUGAUUGUGAUAUAUUUUAUCUGUGUCAUUUGGAAAUUAUGCUGGUAACAGUGUUCACUUUUCUAAUUUUUCUGAUUAUACGAAGAAUGUGACAUUACCACAAAUAAACCUCAUCUAUGUUAAAAAGUCAACUAAA